GGCCAGUCAGAGCUGUCCCACACUUCAGAGGAGAGUCAGAGAGAGACCGAUAGUCAGAGUCAGACCUUCUCAACACCAUCAUCGUCUCAUCGUUGUCUGCCCCCCCAUUAAUCAUCUUCUUGGCCAGACUCGACUUAGCUUAUUUCUUCCUCGUGCUCUUCCUCCACAGCUCGAGCAGACUUUCUUCUUGCUGCUCAUCGUGCUUGCCUAGCGACUCCACCCUGGCUCGUUAGAUAAACCCAACACCUCCUUCGGAAGCCGACGAUCAACCAUGGCUGCGGAGCCUCAACCAGCUGCGACGCCUUCUCCAGCUCAUCAAGAUGGCACAAGCAGCGAUGCAGGUGCCAAUGGCGAGGUAGCAGUCAAUGGCUCUCACUCUGGCGAGAUCCAAGUCGACGAAGAGCUCUUGCCCUUCGACCUUGUCCUGCACUUCCCCGAGAGGCCCCUGGUCCCAGCAACGGCCACCUCGCUCGGCUUGCCAGCCACCCCCUCGCCCCUCAAGCUCGCUGUGCAGCCCUCGGAGACGCUCAACGACAUUCGCAUCACAUUGGCAGACAGUCCAGAGGGAUACUGGCUCGGUUCGUACUGCUUCAAGCGUCCGGCAGCUAAGGCUGGCCAAGCUAAUGGGGCUGUGGCUAAGUCGGAGCGAGUCGGCGAAUGGGUGGAGCUCAAGGACAUCUUCGAUGGUGUGCCCAAGGGAGAGCGUGAGUUGUCCAUUGCCUAUGCGCCCUUGAACGAGGCAGAGGCUCGCAAUCAUAUCCAGAGGCUGCGUGACCUUCUUCAAGGCGGACCUCAGGAUCCCAUCAACGCCGCCAUCGAUGCCGGUCUCUCAGUUCAUGAUGCGGUACGCCACCCCGAGGAGUGGACAAAGGAAGCAGUAGGAUUCGCAGCUGCCCAGGCUGCGGCCAACAACAAGGCUAAGGGAAGCAAGAAAGCCCCCGUCGACUUGGCAGAGGAAGCUGCCAAGGUGCCUUUCGAGAAGUGGAACGGCUGGCCUGACAGCAACGCAACGCAACUUAUUCCUCCCCAGGCACGAUCAGCUCGCUUCUCCCCGACUUGCCUGCGAAGCAUUUCCCUCUCUGCGUGGAACCCGCCGCCUCAGCCUCUGCGCGCUCGUGGCCACCUCCUCUAUCUCCAGAUCACCACUCUCGAGGGCGAGACAGUCCACCUCACUGCCUCUGUCAACGGCUUCUACAUCAACAAGUCGACCUCUUCACGCUUCGACCCUGCCCCACGCCCCAAGAGCGAAGCUUACCUCAGCAACUCACUCUUUGACCUCCUCUGUGGCUUCUCUCCUCUUUUCCUCAACAACUUUGCCAAAAUUUUCAGCGACCCUCUGUCAGCAAGAGACUUCUUCGCGGUCCUCCCCAUGACCAACUGCAUCGCUGCGGCUCCUUGGCUGGCCAACAAUCAUUCACACACAGCCGACCCGUUGCGACCGCAGACGGCCUACCUUCUGACGGGAACAAUGGGCGUCGACUCCCUCGAGGGUACGCGCGACUGGAAUGAGGAGAUCCAAGCAGCGCGUGAGCUGCCCCGCUCCACUCUCGCUGAGAGACAUGUAAGGGAGCGCGCACUUGGACGUCUCUUCUCAGACUUCGCCAAGUCGGCGGCAAGUGCAGUCCCCAAGGUGGCCGCAGGUGAGGUACAAGCCCUCAACCCUAUGGACAAGCCUGAGGCGCAGAUGUUCUGUGUCAACAACUUGUUCAUCUCCCGUGGCGUCGAUGGGGUAGACAUCUACCCCUACCUGGGCGGCGAUGAGGCGGCGCACGUUGCGGUCAGCAAGGAUGUGCAGGGGGUGAGGAUGCUCAACACAGUCGAUGCAGAUGGGCUCUGCCUGUUGGGCACCGUCAUUGUUGAUUGGCAUGGUGAGCGUUGGGUUGCUCAAAGUAUCAUUCCGGGCUUAUUCCGCAAGAAGGAGGAGGACGAGGUUGUGCCCAAGGAAGGCGAGGAGGUUAAGGAAGCCGAAGCGGCUGCAGAGAAGCCCAAAGCCGCUGCCUUGCCCUCUGACAAGCCCAGCCCGGCCGAGGACACCCAAGUCAUCUACGGAGGUGUCGAGGGUCCCGAGGUCAUCCGCACGAAUGCCGCCUUCGACAAAGUCUUCGAGCAAGUAGCCAAAUCGCUGCGCCUCUCGCGCCACGCAGUAAAGGAUGCACAGGGCAAGGACCACCAGCUUUGGCUCAGUGUUGACUCCAAGGGACUGCGUGGGGCCGAUGGCCGCAAAUACGCUCUAGACGUGGCUCGCCUCACGCCCGUCGAUGUCAUGUGGCUCGAGGAGGACAUGGAGGGUAAGCUCCUCGGAGAGGGUGAUGCCAAGGGAGACAGAUAUCCGCACGAGCUUGCUCUCCUUCGCCCCGAGCUCAUCGAGAUCUAUUGGGACUCGGAGUUCCGCAAGUGGGCCCGCGAGCAGCUUGCUCAGAGGAAGAAGGCCAGCGAGGAGGGGAUUGAAAAGAAGUCGGCUAUUGAGAAUGGCGACGCCAAGGGUGAGGAGAGCGCAGACAAGAAGGAAGACGCUGAAGCGGCCGAGGAGCCUCUGGACAGCUCUGCCUUCCAGCUAUCCUUCAACCCGGACGCGUUCGUCAAGUUCAAGCCCCCCACGGACGAGACUGCCGCCCCCACACCCAUGAUCACAGACGAGUCCGACGCCUCGGUGGCAGCAGUACGCGCAGCCUCGCGCUACCUGCGCGAGUCGGCUAUCCCCCGCCUCGUGACGGACAUCGCGACGGGGAUGGCGAACGUAUCCGAUGGCCAAGCUCUCACGCGCCAGAUGCAUGCUCGUGGUAUCAAUGUGCGCUACCUUGGUCAUCUUGCCCAUCUGGCUGCACCGGCGCAGCAUGACAGGCUGGACCAGACACACCUGAAGCAGUGCACCGGGUCUGGAUGGACCGCUCUCCUCAGUGUUCUGCACAAGGUGGCCGUCCAAGAGAUGGUAGUCCGCGCUGCCAAGAAGAUUCUCAAUAACCUGCUCCGCACCGCCUCCCCUGUGGACCUGACGGCGUGCGUCUCACACUUCCUGAACUGUCUCCUUGGCGCUGCAAGGGAGUCGGCACCGCACGCCGAGUGGACCCCUUCGCCCUUCGACGAGUCACCAGAGGAGCCUGCCUGGGCUAAGCUCACUCCUGCUUCACUGCAGGAGAAGGUCGACUUUGAGGUGCGACGAAGAUACCGCUUCCAGCUUCCUUCCGACUACUUGACUUCGGGAAGUGCAAGGAAGCCGCAACUUCUCCGUGAAGUCUCGAUUAGAAGUGGCAUCCAGCUUAAGUUGCAGGAGUACGCUUUCGACGCUAUUGCCGCCGGUCAAGCGAACGGGCAUCAUUCGACUGAUAGCGAUUCGGCUCGACCUGCCACCCCUCCUGCUACUAGCAAUAAAGCUGCUACGAGCGUUUCCGUCGGCAACAAGAAGAAGAAGGGUGGCAAAAAGGUGGCCGGUAUCGACGAGGUCAGCGCUGCGGCUCGCACGCAGAGCACCACCUUCUCACCGGAAGACGUUCUCAACCUCCUCCCCAUCGUCAAAGACUCUGCCCCCACAUCAAAGGUAGCAGAAGACGCUUUCGAGACGGGCCGUAUCACCAUGAUGUCUCGCGGCGAACGUGAGCUUGGGGUGGACCUGCUGCUCGAGGGCAUCUCCUUCCACGAGACGAUCUACGGCAUGGCCCACCCAGAGACGGCACGUUGCUAUGCCCUCUUUGCGGCCAUUGUCCACCAGCUCUCCACGCUCAUCAACGCAGAGACGGCGGCCAAGAUCCGUGAGGAGCAAGAGAAGCAAGGCAAAGAAGACGUGCAAGUCGAGAUGUCUGCCUACGCUGAGCACCUCAGUGGCGCAACCGCACUGCGCUACCAGAGACAGGCGGUCACCAUCUCUGAGCGCGCCCUCGGCCUCGACCACGCAGAGACGCUUGCCCAGUGGUCCUCUCUUGCGAUCCUCGAGCGCGCAGAGGGGAAUCACGAGGCUUCGCUCCGCUGUGAGCGUAGGGUAAUGCAGCUGCAGGACAUUGUGCUGGGAGCAAAGCACCCGGACAACGUUUCCGCCCUCUCCAACUUGGCCACCACCUUGCAAGCGGCGAGGCGCUUCGACGACUCGUUGCAGGUCUUCACAAGCGCACACAACCUUGCCCUCGAGCUCUUUGGUCCAGAUGCGCUCGUUACGGCAAACGUGGCAUUCGAACUUUGUCAAGCGCAGAGCCUUGUCGGCGAGCUUCGUGCCGCACUCGAGACACUCAAGGAGAGCGUGCGCGUCUUCGAAGCUGUACUGGGCAAAGAUCAUGCCCACACCAAGGAGGCGGACGUCUUCCUCGGCCGACUGGCAGCGGCGGCCGUACGAGCUGCAAAGAUGGAGCAAAGCCAGAAGAUCAGGGAGGCUCAGAUCGCUGCUGCGGGCGGGGCGAAGCGUCUUGGCGCUGGCGGAGCCCUUGCGGCGGCGGCGGCCGCAGCUGCUCAGGCUGGUGCGAAGGGUCAGACCUCCACGGCUGCCAGUGCGUCCGCAUCCUCGUCGAAGAAGAGCGGCCGCACCGCAGUCGACCCUUCUUUGAGCGUCGAUGAGUUGGUGCGCUACAUCUCAGGCAGUGGGGGUGCCGGUGCCGGCGGGAACAGGAAGGGCAAGGGGAAGGCGGCCGUUGUUGGCAAGUAGAAGGGAACUUUUCAUAGCAUAGCACAAAAGCCAGAAGACAGCGUCAGCGUUCUCUCUGGCAUUCUCACCACUCUUCCUAUCUCCAUUGGUCGGACGGACCUUGCAUCGUACGUUUUCUCAUCACGCUGCGACUGGGCGCAAUGACGAUCAUCACCAUCGCAAUCGAGACGACGAGUGAACCAACGAGAUGACUUGUGCUUGAUUGAUUAGUUGACGCCUCAGCUCUGGCGAUGGAUGAGUGGACCGCUACGUGACAUUCGAUUCGCCCUCAGUGACAGCCGGGUCAACAGUUGCAGAGGUGACUGCUCGGCUCUGAGGCGGUGACAGAUUCCUAGACCACCGUCGUUCGCUCGAGCAAGCCUAGCUCUCCUCCUUCUUCACCCUCUCAGUAGCGGUCACUCCCUGCUGAGGUGGACCAGCUUGCUCCAUGACUUGAUCGACAGUCUGAGCAGAGGGAUUGUUCUCGGCCUUGACUUGUUGCGAUGAUGGCGACG
Molecule: messenger RNA, 5121 nt
Organism: Jaminaea rosea
Lineage: Eukaryota; Fungi; Basidiomycota; Exobasidiomycetes; Microstromatales
Exons: 2
Coding region: 272-4627 (1451 amino acids)
Biological process (GO): intracellular distribution of mitochondria
Cellular component (GO): cytoplasm
Molecular function (GO): mRNA binding; protein binding
Source: RefSeq, a predicted model, not a curated record